Molecule: messenger RNA, 856 nt
Organism: Fragaria vesca subsp. vesca
Lineage: Eukaryota; Viridiplantae; Streptophyta; Magnoliopsida; Rosales; Rosaceae
Product: ATP synthase subunit d, mitochondrial-like
Exons: 5
Coding region: 102-617 (171 amino acids)
Biological process (GO): proton motive force-driven ATP synthesis
Molecular function (GO): proton transmembrane transporter activity
Source: RefSeq, a predicted model, not a curated record
AACCAAACCCAAACCCCCUUAUAGCUAAACCAGCCGAGAGAGAAAACCACCUGAUCGUUUUCUGAACAAGCAGCGAGAAUCUUUGAGAGAACCCAGAGAAAAUGAGCGGCGCCGGGAAGAAAGUGAUGGAUGUGGCUAACCUAACCUUCAAGGUUGGGAAGAAGAUCGACUGGGACGGCAUGGCCAAGCUCAUGGUCUCCGAAGAGGCCCGUAAGGAGUUCGCCAAUCUCCGCCGCGCCUUCGAUGAGGUUAACCAGACCCUCGAGACCAAGUUCAGCCAGGAGCCUGAGCCGAUUGACUGGGAGUACUACAGGAAAGGAAUUGGGUCUCGGUUGGUGGAUAUGUACAAGGAGGCCUAUGACAAUGUUAAGAUCCCCAAGUAUGUGGAUACAGUCACUCCUGAGUACAAGCCCAAGUUUGAUGCAUUGUUGGUGGAACUAAAGGAUGCAGAGGAAAAAUCUUUGAAGGAGUCAGAGCGCUUAGAAAAGGAGAUAGCUGAAGUACAAGAGAUGAAGAAAAAGAUUGCCACCAUGACUGCUGAUGAAUACUUUGAGAAACAUCCUGAGCUCAGGAAGAAGUUCGAUGACGAGAUCCGGAAUGACUAUUGGGGUUAUUGAUGACACCCAAGGCUUCGCUGCUUGGCAAUCUUUCUUGAAUGUGUCAUGUUUCCCAUAUGCCUCAUAAUAAAGACACAUUGAUUUUCUCUGUAAUUUGGUUACUUCUGGUUUGAUAAAUGUGAGCUUUAAGAGCACCCCUUCAGAAGUACGCCAAUACAUCGCCUUUACAUUUACAUUAGGCAGUAUCUGAAUUUUAAGGCAUGCUUCAAUUAUUAUCCAGAUUUCAUUUUUGAGCUUUC